AGGCCUGUAAAGAUGUUAAUGUGGUGGUCAGCUGGUUUACUUCUUGGAUGCAUUGUACUUGGAGCAGACGGGUGGCCAGCCAAGGAAGGAUAUGACUUUAGGCCCUAUCAGCCUUUAGUAAGAUUACGUCACAAGCAGGAAAAGAAUCAGGAAAUCUCAAGAAAUAAAGGUUAUAUAGGUCAAGAUGGCCAUUUUGGAUCAUGUGAAAACAAGUAUUGUGGCCUGGGUAGACAUUGUGUUGUAAAUGGAGAGACUGGCCAGGCUGAGUGUCUAUGCAUGGAACACUGCAAACCACAUUACAAGCCUGUGUGCGGUUCUGAUGGAGAAUUCUACGAAAACCAUUGUGAAGUGCACAGGGCUGCCUGUCUGAAAAAGCAAAAGGUCACUAUUGUGCACAAUGAAGAUUGCUUCUUCAAAGGGGAUAAAUGCAAACCUACUGAAUACACCAAAGUGAAAAAUACCUUACUGGAUCUACAGAAUCGGAAAUACAUUGCACAAUCGAAAGAUAAAAUCGUUGAUGAGAAAAUGGCUUUAAAGAAACUUCUGGUAGAUCAAAUGUUUAAUUAUUUUGAUUCAGACAGCAAUGGACUUGUGGACACUAAUGAAUUAUCUCAGGUAAUAAAACGAGAUGAGCUUGGCAAGGAUCUUUCUGACUGCUCUCUGUUUGAUUUGCUGAAAUACGAUGAUUAUAAUAGUGACAAGCAUCUAGCUCUGGAAGAAUUCUAUAGAGCUUUCCAGGUAGUUCGGCUGAGUCUGCCUGAAGAUCAAAAACUAAGCACCACUACAGCAACGGUGGGACAAAGUGCUGUUUUAAGUUGUGCAAUCCAGGGGACUCUCAGACCUCCCAUCAUCUGGAAGAGGAACAACGUCAUUCUGAACAGCUUAGAUUUGGAAGAUAUCAAUGAUUUUGGAGAUGACGGGUCCUUGUACAUUACUAAGGUUACCACAACUCAUAUGGGAAAUUACACUUGCUAUGCUGAUGGCUAUGAUAAGCUCUAUCAAACUCAUAUUCUCCAAGUGAACGUUCCACCAGUCAUUCGGGUCUAUCCAGAAAGCCAGGCAAGGGAGCCAGGUGUGACAGCUAGUCUUCGAUGUCAUGCUGAAGGUAUUCCCAACCCACAACUUGGUUGGCUGAAGAACGGAAUUGAUAUCACUCCAAAGCUAUCCAAACAGCUAACUCUUCAAGCAAAUGGUAGUGAGGUUCAUAUUAGCAAUGUGCGCUAUGAAGAUACAGGAGCAUAUACUUGUAUUGCAAAGAAUGAAGCAGGGGUAGAUGAAGACAUUUCUUCUCUUUUUGUAGAAGAUUCUGCUCGAAAGACCCUUGCAAACAUAUUGUGGCGAGAACAAGGUCUGGCAUGGGAACAUGUUUAUGUUUUUUAUGAAGAUGGCAUCAUAAUACAACCAGUGGAAUGUGAAUUUCAGAGACAUAUUAAGCCUAGUGAAAAACUCCUCGGUUUUCAGGAUGAAGUUUGUCCCAAAGCAGAUGGAGAUCCUGUACAGCGAUGUGUAUGGGCGACUGCUGUUAAUGUAAAGGACAAGUUCAUCUAUGUAACUCAGCCCACACUUGACAGAGUUCUUAUUGUUGAUGUACAGUCUCAGAAAGUUGUUCAGGCAGUAAGUGCAGAUCCUGUUCCAGUGAAACUACAUUAUGAUAAAUCACAUGAUCAAGUCUGGGUGCUAAGCUGGGGAAACAUGGAAAAGAAUUCACCAACUUUGCAGUUUAUAAUGAUAUCUACUUUAUGCAGGUGAUAACACCAAGCCAGUGCAAGUGUUUCUCAUCACACGAUCCAUACUCAGCCAGUGGGAAAACAGUUUGACAGAGUGGAUGACUUUUUCAUUCCAUCUACAACCCUCACCAUUACCAUAUAAGGUACGUUUGAGUUUGGAUUUAUUCUUCACAAGGAUGAGCCCACGCUCCAGAAAAUUGAUCUAGAAACUAUGUCGUACAUCAAGACAAUUAAUUUAAAGGAUUAUAAUUGCAUUCCUCAGUCACUGGCUUAUACACAUCUUGGGGGACUUAUUUUUACCUGCUGUAAACCUGAUACCACUGGGGCUGUCCUACCACAGCUUAUAGUGGAUAGCGUUACUGAUUCUGUCAUUGGAUACAAUGGUGAUGUAACAGGCACGCCAUAUAUCUCUCCAGAUGGACACUACCUUGUCAGCAUUGAUGAUGCAAAAGGUCUCAUGAGGAUCCAGUCCAUCACAAUGAGAGGAGAAAUACAGGAUGCUUUUGACAUUCACACUAAUCUGCACAUAUCUGAUGUAGCUUUUCAGCCAUCAUUCACUGAAGCUCAUCAAUACAAUGUCUACUGUAGCUCCAGCACACAAACUGAUGUUCUCUUCGUGGAGCUGUCCUCUGGCAAGGUUAAGAUGGUGAAGAGUCUGAAGGAGCCUGUCAAGGCAGUGGAAUGGCCUUGGAACAGUAAGAAUCGUCUUAUAAAAGACAGUGGCCUUUUUGGUCAGUAUCUCAUGACCCCUUCCAAGGAAUCUCUGUUUAUCCUGGAUGGACGGCUCAAUAAGUUAAAUUGUGAGAUCACUGAAGUUGAGAGAGGCAACACAGUGAUUUGGGUUGGAGAAGCAUAAGGAUCUGUGUUAGAUAUUUACUGAAUUAAUAGUUUUACAGUACAUUGCACUUAAAUUACACUAUUCUUCAAAUUUAUACAAUUUUCAUUUGAAAUUGUUAGACCUUUCUAUACCUGUUAUUUGACUAACACAAUUUGAAUCAACUUCCACUUCAAAGUUACUGAAAUAAUGGCUACUUGAUGGUGGUACUCCUUAAUUAUGAGCUGAGAUUGUAAUGUUUGACUGAACUUAUUAAAUAUUGAAAUUGAUGCUAAAUAUUUUUCAGUACUUUAAAUGAAGUAUAGAAAUAAACCCCAAAAGCUUCAGGAAAUUUAAUAUGAUAUGUUGCAUCUGUAAAUGGAAGACUUAAAAGUGAUUAAAGUUUUGGGUUUGUUUGCUUCAGACACAAAAUAAGAGCUAUUGUACAACCUUUGACUGCUUAAACUGAAAUGUUAUGUCCUGUUCUGUCCGGUCCACUGUUUCAUAUUUUUGUGCCUUGAAGCUAAAGUUUCAAAUGAAAGGUAAAGAACGGAAAUUGUAUAAUUGAUUCCCACUGUGGCUAUAAGAUUGCUUGUUCUUAGAAAGAAACUUUUGGUAUCAAAUUUCUAGUUACAAUUUGUGGAACAUACAUGGAGAGGAAAAAAAGGAGAAAUUAUAUUUGCAGAGUUUUCUGAUCACUGCAGUUUGAUGAUUUUAUUUUUUAUGGUGAAUCUUCGUUGAGAGAGCUGCCUGCAGAAGCUUAACCUUUUUUUAGAGAAAAUAGAAGUUAGAUUUUUCAGCAACCACAAGGUUUCAUCAGCAGGGAGUUGCAGUUCUGCUAAAGAGAAAUAUUGCACUUAUCCUUUCAGAGUAAACCAUGUUCUAAAAACCUUGCAUCACAAAGCUUCACUUAUAUUAUCAAGGAAACUGUUAUGUAAAAUCAAACAAAAUGCAUAUUAAGAAACUGAAAAUGCAAAGAACUGAAGUAUACAACUGCUAGAUAACAUUUUUGCUUGUGCAUCGUACCAUUUACCUGUAUUUGUUAACCCAUUUGGUUAGCUCAACAAGUUUUCUAUUACAUGUAUCCAAUUAGAUUAGUGCAAAAAAAAAAAAAAAAGGACAACAAAAACUUUGUAUUUUUUUAUAGUUUGUUUACUUAGAAUUCUAAUAUUAAAAAUGUUUGAACAUGUAAAUGGUAAAAAUAAGAUUCCAAGAGGUAGGAUCAGAAAGCCAGCAGUAAACAACUAUCCAGGCUUGGACCAAUGACUUAAAAGUUUGGAAGUAUUUUUAUUUUUCUUAUGUUUUUGCUAAAAAAUGCUUAUAAGCUAUUAAACUGACCUCCAUUUACUUAAGGCAAUCAGAAAAAAAUAUCUUUUUUAAACAAAAUUUUACUGCAAUUUAGAUUGUGUAAAAUUGCUUAGAAAUCUGGAAUUUUCUAGCAUCGUAAUCUCGUGUGCAUUUAGCAGUCUGCCCUGUGUGGUAUAGUAGAUCUCUCUUUAGCUUGAGCAAACUUCCUGGGAGGUAGAUGUAACUCAGACAAGAGUCUGCUUACGUUUCUAGAAACUGAAUGUUUUCCUUUUAACAACUUUUCUCCAUUGUGAACAAACAAGCUUUAUGUAAACCGUCUGUUAUUCACUUAUUUGCAAUAGGCUUUCUCAUGCAUUUUUCUUCUGUAACUUACACCAUGUGAAUGUUCUGUAUGUAGAAGAUGCUUGACAAAAGGAGAAUAAACCCCAUAAAUUUUAAACAGUCCUGACUUUGGUGAAUGUUCCAAUGUAG
Molecule: messenger RNA, 4320 nt
Organism: Cuculus canorus (common cuckoo)
Lineage: Eukaryota; Metazoa; Chordata; Aves; Cuculiformes; Cuculidae
Gene: FSTL5
Product: follistatin like 5
Biological process (GO): cell differentiation; multicellular organism development; regulation of BMP signaling pathway
Molecular function (GO): protein binding; calcium ion binding
Source: RefSeq, a predicted model, not a curated record